Molecule: messenger RNA, 2436 nt
Organism: Dermacentor andersoni
Lineage: Eukaryota; Metazoa; Arthropoda; Arachnida; Ixodida; Ixodidae
Source: RefSeq, a predicted model, not a curated record
GUAACGCGCUGGCCAGACGGCGGACAUGACGUCGGAAGCCGCCUGCCGGCCGCCCAGCAGUGCCUUCAAGCUGAACGCCAUCUGCGAGAAGCUCGCCCGCAGCUCGGACCCGGAAGACCUGGCUGCCGCCAUGGUAGCGGGCGGAGGCGACGCCUGCGCCGACGAGGCGCCCGACGACCUGUGUUCGCCGCGGGCGCCGCCCCCUCCUCUCCGGGACCCGGCCGAAGAGGACGACCUCGAUGACGAGAGGCCGCAAGCUGCCUUGAACGGGGCCUUAACGGACGACAACUCGGACGACAACGAAGCGGACGACGACGCGCCGCAGGAACCCUUGGUCGCCGUCAGCACAGCCGCCGCCUCCUCGAUGCCCACGGGCACUGCCUUCAGCGAAGUGCCUUGUCCCUGGCCGGACACUGAGAGUGCCUUGGACGGACGCAUGCGCAACAAGAGGAAGAACUUCCAGCCAAAGAACAUCGCCGCCGCCGUGUUCGCCGACUCGGACGAAGAAGAGGAGGAGGACGAAGACGAGGACGAGCGGGAGGACGCCGAGCAGAGCACGCAACCACCGCCUCCUCUGCUAUUGCCCUCGGUGGCGGACGUCGCCCAGGACGACGACGGCGACGACGAGGACGACGACGGCGCACUCUCGCCGUCGGCGUGCUUCAAGGAAGCUACCGCGUCCUCAGUGACGACGCCUCCUCCGCUAGUGCCGACGACCUGCUCGGAAGGUGCUGUUUCCGGUGCAGUUCGCGAGGAAGGACCCCUGGACCUCAGUGACUGUGGCUCGACGCGCCGCAAACUGCAGCAGCCCGUCAAACGGGUGCUGUUCAACAGUAGCGCGAUAUCCGCGGAAGGCGGGGGCUUGGCGCUGCCGAGGCCCUCCAGCUUUCCAGAGGCCGUGGUGGACCUCAGUGGUGGUAGUGGUAGUGGUGGUGGUGGUGGUGGUGGGGGUCGCAAGAGCGAGGACGACGACGAUGACGGGCCGACCUCCGCUGCGGAAGACGGUAGGUCGUCCGCGUCCUUGCCGUCUCCUCUGCGCCUGCAAGCGCCCUGUAACGAACCCCCUGUGACCGUGGGCGGUGGCUCGUCGCAUUUUGUUGGCGGCUCGCGGCAGCAUCUGCUACAUCAUCAUCAUCACCAUCACCAUCAGCACCAACAGUUACCGCCUCAUCAGCAUCAACAGUCGCACCCACCGCAACAGCAACAGCAGCAGCAGCAACCUCCAGUUCAGCACCAUCAGCACCGAGCUGCUGACGCUAGCCUUAUGAAGGACUAUGCGGAAAACACGAUGAAGGAACUGCUGAGCAUGUACGGACUGCACGAUGUGGUCGAGUCUAUAACGAAGCACGUGCCUCUGCAUCACUUUUCUUCCGGCAACAUCCUGGAGAGCAUGUCUCCGGGAGCCCUGCUGGGCACGCAAGCUUUUCUGCAAAACAUCGAAGCCGUCGCCAGAGCCAAAGAGCAGGCAGCGGCCGCCGCUUGUGCCACCAGCCAGCACCAGCAGUCCGGAGGAACGGGAACGGGAACAAUGGUGGGAACGGGCGGUGGUGGCCCUCCCGUGCUCGUCUCCUGCCUCGGCUCUACGGCACCCGGUCCAGGAGGGGCUCUGUCGGCGCCACCCCUGAGCCCGGCCUCUUCGAGCUGCGGCAGCACGGGCGCCUCGCUGACCGACGCGACCACAGCGUUGUCCGGCCGCGGCGCCCUGCCCCCGCGGCUGUCACCCGCGCCGGCGGCCCCGUGCUCCGCUGACGUCAUGGGCAACAAGGGGACCGUGUCCGCCGGUUCCAUUCCCGGUGACGUGGCCAACAAGGCGCUGCAAAUCGCCGGCGCCGCGGCCCAGUCUCUACUCGGCAGUCACGCGCAGGCGAUGCUUCCUCAGGACAUGGCUACCACUCUGCUGACGCUGGCCACCCUCGGCGGCAAGAUGGCGCCCGAGGCGCUGAACAGCACCCUCGCCGCUGGCGGCGUUCUGGCCAACGCUCCCGUCUCGUCAUCGUCUUCCAGCGGCGGCGGAAGCAGCCCGCUCGCAGCGGUGCCUACCAUGAGCCAUGCGGCCGGUGAGUUUAUCACGAGAAGAUAGCUUGAACGGAAGAGAAAGCAAGCAAAAAAAAAAAAAAACAUAGGACAACAUUUACGACGAGACUCUUGCCUCAGAGGCUUUCCACGUAUAUCCUUGCAAGAACCAUACAUGAUAAUCAAUCGCAUGUCAACAGAAAGGCCACUCAAGGUAACAAGAGCUCAACAGGAACAUAGCAAUAUUUUUAUGACAAUUUUUGGAAUCAUAUUCAGACACCACACGGGAAACGGAGCUAGAACACAAGAAACGCAGCUAUCCUUCGUUAGACAAAUGGCUCGAAAAAGGAGAGCGUUGUAUGGACUGUUUACCUGCACCCCGCAAAUGUCGCCGAUAGAAGCUCACCUAUAGCUCACCUGUAA